Molecule: messenger RNA, 1260 nt
Organism: Protopolystoma xenopodis
Lineage: Eukaryota; Metazoa; Platyhelminthes; Monogenea; Polystomatidea; Polystomatidae
Source: the annotation of a GenBank genome assembly
UUGGGUGGCAACAAUGGCAGCUCUAGCGGCGGUGGGGCUUCUGGAUGGGCGCAGGAUAGCACCUCGAAACCGACAGGUGAAAGUGGCGGUGGCAAUACUGGGAAUGGAGGUGGCAGUGGUAGUGGCAGUAUCAGCUAUGAUGGUCGUAGCCGAGGUGGUGUUAACGAAUGUCUAGUUGAGCCUCAUCUUGGUGAGACAUCUUCCAAUGUUGAACAUAUGGCUCCUGGAAUUCCAGCCCUUAUGUCAAUCAAAACACGUCCACCAGGCUCCUCAGCCGGUAAUGCAUGUAGCAUUGGAAACAAUAACGGUAGCAUAGCCUCUGGUCAUUUCUGUCCUAGCUAUGCUUUUUAUUCAGCUGCUUUACCUUCCUCACAAGCGUCUAUGCCCCGCAACUCUCCGCAUCAUCAUAGUCAUCUUCACCAUCAACAUCAACAGCCACGUUUUAGCAUGGACUCAACACUUUCAAGUGACACUUACAGCAGACGCAGAGAGACAACUGAGAGUAGACCUCGACGAGGGGGUUGUCCUUCAGCUUCGGUUACACUCGAGUACUCUGGGAGUCGGCAGCGUCGCUUCUCUGGUCAUAUGCGUCACAUAGAUGUUUCUCAGACCGAGCUAGGCCGUCCAUUUGUCGAGACAAGGAAGAGCAAGUUGGCUAUCUCGUCAUCACGAAGCGAUGCCAAUGUUUGUGACAGUAACGUUCUAGUCGAUAUAGCGAUCUCCAGAGAUGAUUCACCCUCUUUAGUGAUCCAGAAAACAACCGAUAGUAUUACUACAAAGUCAGGCCGUCGCAGACCAGCUAAACGGAGGCAACUGGCUCCAGAACAGCAAAAUCAAACCUACCAUAUUGGCCCAAAACAUAACAAAAGUCAAUUACGUGAGUCUCACGGACAGCGGCAGCAGAGUGAUUCCAUUGGUAGUAAUCGAAUUCUGGAUCAACGAUACAUUGCCACAGACGCAUCAGUUCAGCGCCCAGAAGGUGCCUCUUUGUCUAAGGAAACGAGGUCGAUUCCUGUAUCAGGUGAUAUAAGUUUAGUUAAUCAGCACCAAAAAGCACUCCCGUGCUCUUCAUUGUCUUCUAAACCUCAUAAGGCUGAUUUACUAAACACAAACCACUCAUCUCUGAUCCAGAUACAAGUAGCCUGCUCAAAUAGCCUGGCCGUAUCCUCAGCUAAACCAAUUCUCAAUGUCUGGGCGGAGAGGUCAGAUAAGCAGGCAGAAGACAACUCAAAUGCCCGUAACUUGUUUUUCAUUAUUUAG